AUGAGAGUUCUCAACGAGACGUUUGCCCCACACAACAUCCAAUUCGUUGUCAAGAACACGUCGCACACCGUCAAUGAUGCCUGGACCCGCCAAGCCCGCAUCAAGGAGAAGGCCGAAGCUCUGCGCCAAGGCGGCUACGAUGAACUCAACAUUUACUUCGAGACGGGCAUGAUGACAAAUGCCGGUUCCGCGACGGGAAUUUGCAGCUUUCCGGUGGAAGAUCCUUGGAACACCGGAAUCAACGGAACUUCGUGGUACACUUACGACGGCUGCCAUGUGAGUGUCGGCACGAUGCCCGGGGGACCAGGCGUGCCUUGGGAUCCGGAAGACAACAAGGGAAAGACGGCAACUCACGAGGUGGGGCACUGGUUUGGGCUCUUCCAUGUUUUCGAUGGUUUCGACUGCAACGGCGAGGGUGACUACAUUGACGACACCCCGGCGACUCAGGUUGCGACGGUUGGGUGUCCUGUUGAGCAAGAUUCCUGCCCGGAUCAACCUGGACUCGACCCCAUCCACAAUUACAUGGACUACUCGAAGCAUGACUGUCUCUCGGAGUUCACUCCCCUGCAGGAGGAACGAAUGUACCGAUCUUUCAACACUCUCAGGUUAGGGCGGUAA
Molecule: messenger RNA, 618 nt
Organism: Colletotrichum siamense
Lineage: Eukaryota; Fungi; Ascomycota; Sordariomycetes; Glomerellales; Glomerellaceae
Product: Extracellular metalloprotease
Exons: 2
Coding region: 1-618 (205 amino acids)
Molecular function (GO): metallopeptidase activity
Source: RefSeq, a predicted model, not a curated record